CAUAUAUUCUUAGAAGUCCCGUAUAAAAAAGGGUAAAAAGCCUGUUAAUUAGAUAUGAGGAAGCCAUUACCAAGCACUCAUAUAGUUAAUACGGUCUGGCAUUAUUCGACAUCCUCUAAGUGCUCCAUUUUCUAUAAGGGUAUAAUUACAUUGUGUUUCUUUGUCUUAGAUUGUUCUUGGCCACAAGGAGUUGGCAAUGGUAAUAUGCCAGACUCUCAAAUAUCAGCCUCCACUUCAUUCAAUGAUCUUCAUCUUCCUUAUCAUGGAAGACUUGGUAACAUAGCGCCAAAUUCGUUAGGUGGGUGGUGUCCCUACAAAGAUGGAACAUCAGAACACCUGCAGUUCGAUCUUGCAGAUAUUAAAAAGGUGUCUGGUAAGUGUACCAUGACAAACGCGUACUAGUGGUAUGGUGGCCUGGGAACGAUAUGUGAGCAGGAUAUUUACUGUUGGUAAUCAAGAAUAUUUCAAA
Hydractinia symbiolongicarpus is the source of this 469-nucleotide messenger RNA. Its product is annotated as lactadherin-like. Lineage: Eukaryota; Metazoa; Cnidaria; Hydrozoa; Anthoathecata; Hydractiniidae. The record is from RefSeq and is a predicted model, not a curated record. The transcript has a single exon. The coding region runs from base 55 to 402 and encodes 115 amino acids.